AUGGCUGGAAUGUUUCGAUAUGAGAGGAGGAGCGCUCUGGAAGAUUGUCAAAAAAUUGCAGCAACACGAAUUAAUAUUGCGAAUGAAUUCAUACCAGAGUACCAAGCACUACGAAUACCUUCUGAUCAAUCAUUGACCGAAGAAGAUUUACAGAGAUGGGUGCAAGAUUCAAGAGAGAAGCUUACGAUGAUAGAAGAACAACAUCAUAAUCAAUUGUCUGAUCUACGGAAGUAUGACACCAUGAAUAAAUUAUUUAUGGAAGCUUCAGCUGCAUACAACAACUCGGACGCUGCAAUACUGGCAAAUUCUACAUUGGAACGAAUCAAUGAAGAUACUCUAGAUCUGAUACAUGACGAACUUGAAGAAUCAUUGAGGGAAAUAGUUAGUAUUGGAGGUUUACCUCUGGUUCAGCAGAUAUUACAAUCAAUCGCGGAUUCGACUGAAGCAACACCAAAUCUCUCUCCGCCAGCUAUCCCUUCUAAGAUUGUAGAAGCAUGCAGAAAUAAUUUCGGACCUAUCAACAAAAUUGAGUGGUCGAUUGACGAAGUGGCAAGUUUAAUCGAAUCAGCUCAUGAACGAAUCUGUACAUUAGAGGAUGAAGCACGUGUAAAUAUCACUUCAACGCGAUCUCAGCCACUGAUGCAAGACAUGGAACGACUUAGGGAGGCACAUAGGCAGUCCACGAUUAUCAGUUCACCUAUUCCUCCGAAAAGAAAGGCAAUUCAGCAAUCAGUUUCAUCACAUCCAGUCGGAUCAGAACGGGAAGCCUCCAAGGGCGAGGAUGUCAUUGAGCUUGAAAAUAAAUUGGAAAAUCUAAAUACCCAAUUAUCCAACAUCUUAUCAGAGCAUGAAGAACUAGAGUUGAUAUAUUCAAAGGAAACGUCUCAGACAUAUUAUCUAAAAUACCAAUUGGCAUUUAACAGGAUUUUCGAUAUACAAAUCACACAGGGAGCAGCAGAUGAAUAUCAAUCCGAGAUCAAAAAGAGACUGGAUGACAUCGAAUCCGAUAUUGUGACAUUCCACCUCCCUCGAUACAAUAUCAUCACAUUGGCAGACAAUUUCGAACAAAUACCACUCAGACCAAAACAACCCCCUUCUAUCGAAUACCUCUUGUUAUUGUCAAUGUACUUAUCUCAACCAAAUGCAGACCAGGAACAUGUCAAUCAACAUAUUAUUUGGCUAUCUACUCACAUAUCAUCAGUGAUUAACCUCUUCUCGACCCAAGCAAAUAGCAUUCUUCUUGUUUACUUGGAAAAUGUCAUUCGCUUCCAUUUGCCAACUGGAAUAGCACUGAUGGCAUUAGAAAUGACUGUUGCUAAGUUAGCUUACAGAAGUGAUGAUGUUAGAGAUAUGGGACUGUGGUCAAUCCUUGAGAACGUGUUGUUAUUGUCAAUCCCAACCACGUUCAACAAGCUGGAUAUUGUUAAGAGAGCUUGCUUGUGGUAUUUCGUCGCUUCAGGCCAACCUGGCAGUGAACUGGAUACUCAUUUCUCAAGACAUAAGUUAUCAAAAGAAUGUAUCAAGGAGAUUCGUGGAAAUACUCACUUGAGAGAUUUUACGAGUCUUUUAUGUAUUUCCACAAUCGCAAGACACAUUCAACACAGCAACAACCAUGAACUUUUUACCAUCACUUGUGGAGAAGAUAAAUUGGUCAUUGUGAAGACAAAAGCAGGAACGAACGAGUCAGUAUCAGAGGAGUAUGUGUGGACGAAAGAGAAGGGAGUUGUCACAUUGUCUAAGAAUGGAUUGCGUUUCAAAAUGGAGGGAGAUACAACGGAUAUGAUAAUUUUCGUGCAGGCAGAUGGAAAUGAAUCCGAAUUUUGGUUCAAAAUUGAGGCUGACAAUAUUGAACUAGCGGAAUACUUUGAUAGAUACUAUUCUGAUGCUAUAAUGAAGUCGGCCGAGACAUUUGUGGCGAAAUGUGAUGAAGAAGCUAAGGAUGGAAGAAUUAUUCGGUGUUGA
Molecule: messenger RNA, 1962 nt
Organism: Botrytis deweyae
Lineage: Eukaryota; Fungi; Ascomycota; Leotiomycetes; Helotiales; Sclerotiniaceae
Exons: 1
Coding region: 1-1962 (653 amino acids)
Source: RefSeq, a predicted model, not a curated record